AUGAAUUUCCGACUCCUUGGUCUUGCCUGCCUUGUAGCUAAUGUCCUUGCUACGGAUGGCAUCUAUAAGCAGCCGAAAGUUGAGUCUUUUGCAGCCAUUGAUAUGGUUGUCAGCCUUCCGGCCAAUACGACCACGCCCGGCGGUAUGAUUUCUAAGGUGCCGAUUGUCUCUGGCAACAUCACCGGUCGAUUCAAUGGACAUCUCGUGCAGAACAUUUCCACUUCGAAUGAGGCUAUGGUGCCUCUGCCACUAACCGAAGGAGAAUUCAGUCAAAGCGAUGCAGACUUGAUCUUUGAGAACGACAAUGGUGAUCGGAUCUUUGCCAGCCUUCGAGGUUUGACAACUUACGCCAACAUGGCUCUUCAUGGAUUUGGUUCCGCCUUACUCAGAACGGAUGUUAAGGAAUUUUUCUGGGUUAACAAGGAAGUUUUCCUUGUCGAAUGGGAUGCUCACUUCAACACUGGUCUCGCUCAAUUCGAGUUUUCCACCAUUACUACCGGUGGUCGCAAAGACGGCCAGCCGAUCAAAGCUUUCGACCCCUCAAAGUGA
Aspergillus tanneri is the source of this 549-nucleotide messenger RNA. RefSeq lists its product as uncharacterized. The record is from RefSeq and is a predicted model, not a curated record. The coding region runs from base 1 to 549 and encodes 182 amino acids. NCBI's taxonomy places the organism in Eukaryota, Fungi, Ascomycota, Eurotiomycetes, Eurotiales, Aspergillaceae. The transcript is spliced from 3 exons.